AUGGGGAAAACAAUGGAGCGAUUAACAAACAAUACCGUUCUGAUGUUGAUUACGGGAUUAGUUUUCGUAGCGGCAAUUCAUGCCGUAAAGCAACCGUCAAUCGAUAGAAGUGAAAUGAACAACAACGAGUAUGAAGAUGAUGAUAAUAUUGAUGAUAAAAGAAUUAAUAAUAAUCAAAACAGUGAUGAACGAAUGCCUGUUAACGAUCAAAUUAGUUUGCUGACGAGGCAGCUCAAGAUGUUAACCGAGCAGCGUCAAGAGGAUUACCGAAUGUUAGAGCAUAGUUUACACUCCUACGUACAGAAGCACUUCGAUGAAUACAUAAAUGGAGACAUAAAAAAGGAAUUAAAGGAUUUAAGAGCAGAAAUCAAGACGCUUCGCCAAGGUGUGCCAUCCAAAAAGGAGAAAUUAACAGAAUGGCUGUCGAGUUCAAUUGCGGAAUUACGCUCAGAAAUUUCUGAACUACAAUCGAGUGCAAGCAAUCUUACAAAAAUUUGCCACCAAAGGAAUAUGUUUAAUGAAGAUAUUCGAAGUUUACGCGAUGAAUUGAACACUUACAAACUUGAAAUAAGCGCAAUUAAAAUGAGACAAGAUAAAAGCGAUGCUUUGAUUCAUGAAAUUCGAGAGGAAAUCAUUCAAAACUCAGAGGAUCACGGGAAAAGUUUCACUGUAAAUCACUUAAUGGAUUCACCAAAAUCGAAAGAUUUCCAAACGAUUGCCGAUAAGAAAAUGCGCCAUUAUCGACUUUUGAGGCAACAAGUCCAUGAAAUUGAGCUCGAUCAAAGAUCAUUGAAGAGAAACUUUAUCGAAAUGCAGAAUCAUAAAUUAUCUGAACGAGUUAGGAAUUUAGAGAUUGAGCAGAAGAGAAUGGCAAGUUCAAACUUCAAUUUAAGUCGUCAGGUCAGUGAUUUUGACAAAUUGCACACAUCACUUUUGGAACUACUCGAAGAUGUUGAAGAAAUUGAAACGAAAAUCGAUAAAACUGUUCCGGAAAUCCGACGUGAAAUAUCAAAAGUUGAAAUCGAUUCAGCGCAACUGUCAUCGGAUCAAAACAUUUUGAAAGAAGAAGAUCAUAACAUGGCAAGAACCAUUCAAGCCCUUGCUGUUAGUAUAAGCACUUUACAAAAUGAACGUUCGAAUCGUUACCUAGACAGUGAAGUAAAUAAACUUAAAUUGGAAAUUGAAAUGUUGAAAGCAGCUGCCAUAGUUCGCAAUCAAAAUAAGGGUGAGGAAAAGAAGGAAGAAACUGCAGAGAAGUUGAGUUCGAGACAAGAUGAAAGCAUUUCAUCAGAACAACUUAAGGUACUUGAAGAACUUGAAAGUGUUGAGUUACAGUACGAGAGCAUUGUUAAGACUCUCCCAAACGAUUGUUCUGAAAUCGAUUCAUCAGAUAAAAGCUUGCACAUGAUUGCGCCAUCAAAUCAAAGACAUCCGUUGAUGGUGAAAUGUAAUGGUCCAUGGACAAUUAUUCAAAAGCGAGAAGAUGGAUCUGUGGAUUUUAAUCGCUCUUGGGAAGAAUACGCAAAAGGCUUUGGAGAUCCCGACGGUGAAUUAUGGAUAGGCAACGAAAUUUUACAUCAUUUGACAAGCGACAACUGCACAAAGCUUCGAAUUAUUAUUCAAGAUCUGCAAAAUAAUUCAUGGUACGCAGAUUAUGAUACAUUCACCAUCGCAUCACGCGCUGAAGGCUAUCGAAUCGAUUUUUCUGGUUACACAGGCAACGCAUCAAAUACUCUCGAGUAUCAAAACCACAUGAAAUUCUCGUCCAUUGACGUCGACCUUGAUAUUUCUAAAGGCCACUGUGCUGACGAAUAUGAAGGAGGAUGGUGGUUCUCGCACUGUCUCCAUGCAAAUCUCAAUGGUCGUUACAACUUGGGUCUAACGUGGUAUGACUUGUCACGUAACGAAUGGGUAGCAGUAAAGAAUUCGGUAAUGAUGAUCACAAAGCGCCAAGAAUGCCUUAAUCCAAAGGAAGAUUUGCUGGAUGUGUUAUCAAGUGAGACGAACAGUGAUAGCAGUGAAACAUCAGAAACAUCGUUGAAUUGA
Clunio marinus is the source of this 2046-nucleotide messenger RNA. NCBI's taxonomy places the organism in Eukaryota, Metazoa, Arthropoda, Insecta, Diptera, Chironomidae. The record is from the annotation of a GenBank genome assembly.